Molecule: messenger RNA, 1394 nt
Organism: Musca domestica (house fly)
Lineage: Eukaryota; Metazoa; Arthropoda; Insecta; Diptera; Muscidae
Gene: Dus4
Product: tRNA-dihydrouridine(20a/20b) synthase [NAD(P)+]-like
Exons: 4
Coding region: 151-1323 (390 amino acids)
Biological process (GO): tRNA processing
Molecular function (GO): flavin adenine dinucleotide binding; tRNA dihydrouridine synthase activity
Source: RefSeq, a predicted model, not a curated record
CAGACACACCUAAUAUGCUGGUCAUACUUGGCCACUUAAAUUCGCCUUAUAAAACAUAAACAAUGAAAUUCGCCUGUUUACCUUGACUCGUGUGCGACGAAAGUUGUCCAAAUCAUUCAAAUUCCCAUAAGAACACAAAAGGAGCACUGAAUGGAUCGGGAACGCUGUGACAUAUUGGAGCUGUUAAAUGGUGGAAAGUCUUCGGACGGUUUUCUGCGUGUGGCGGCACCUAUGGUCAGAUAUAGCAAAUUGGAAUUCAGGCGAUUGCUAAAAAAGCAUGGUGUGCAAUUGAGAUUUACACCCAUGAUUAUAGCAGAUUCAUUCACAAGAAGCGAGAAGGCUCGACAAAAUGAAUUCACAACAGCUGAAGAUGAUAUACCGGUGAUAGCUCAGUUUGCCGCCAAAGAUGCAAAUGAAUUUGUAAACGCUGCACAGCUUGUUUAUCCAUAUGUAGAUGGCGUGGACUUAAAUUGCGGUUGCCCACAGUCCUGGGCCAUAGCCAAAGGUUACGGUUGCGGUCUCUUGAAGAAUCCUGAGCUAGUAAAGGAUAUUAUUAGUACCACACGACGGACAUUAAACGAACACAUAAGUAUAUCCGUAAAGAUACGUCUGUUGCAGCACGCUUCAAGUAGAACAACAGUGGAAUUUGCCCGUCAAUUGGAAAUGUGUGGUGCUACAUUUAUAAGUUUACAUGGAAGGACUAUGUGGCAAAAAACAUCGGAACCCUUGAAUGUGGAAGCAAUACGAGAUAUUAAAGAUGCUCUGAAUAUACCCUUGAUUGCCAAUGGAAGUGUUAAAACCUGGGAUGAUGCUUGUACGCUGCAUAAACAAACCGGUGCAGAUGGUGUUAUGGUGGCACGAGGACUGCUGUCAAAUCCUGCUCUGUUUAAUAUGAAAUACAAGAAUGCAACAGUUACACCAAUAGAGUGUGUACAGGAUUGGUUGGAUAUUGCUGCAGAGGCGGGGGAGAAUUUACAUUUCCUGACGUUUCAUCAUCAUCUUACAUUCAUGUGGGGUGCACAUUUGAAACGCAAAGAACGCCUGGAAUUUAAUUCGUUUACCACAAAGGAAGAGAUAUUCAAUUUUUUUGCUGAUAAUUACAACAUCAAACCUACAACGCAAUUCAUAGAAAAGUCUUAUCCACCAUACACAAAUUGUUCCUACGAUCAUUUCCAACCAGAAAUUAAAGAUGUAAAUAAUGUGGAAGAUUGCACCUCAUCAUGGAAUUCAAACACAAAAGGGAAAUUCUUCAGCGAAUUUUCUGAAGAAUUGGAUGCUGAUGAUGACUGUAGUUUGGGAAAUAGCUUCUUCGCUGAUAUGUAAAUAAUUACCUAUGUCAUAGAAAUAAGAAUGUUAGUUGAUACCGUAAUAUAGCUACAUUUGUGACAAAAAUA